CUCUUUUCCUCCCUACCCCAAAACCUGGAUCUUGCGAAUUUGAGUUCGGUAAGUGAAUGAAUGAAGUUGUAAUCGGAGACUGCGAAUCCUUGAUUGAGUAGUCGAACAUUUCAUCAAGGUAUCUACCCACGAGGCUCUGAUUCAUGACCGAGUUUCUAGUUCUUCUCUGUUCACUAGUAAGCACAGGAGAAAUUUCCAGAGAUUUCAUCGCUACACUGUUGAAUCUGCUAGUAAUCAUCACAUUUGCCUUUUGUUCAUGUUUUCGUUGAUACUCCAUGGAACAAGGUCGAGAUUUGCAGUGACCCUUUUCCGAAAUGCAUCUUGUUUCUCCUCUGCUGCAGAUGUGAGCUUUCGAGCUGGUCGAAAAGAGCAGACUUUCACAGUCUCUUACCUUGUUGAUUCAUUGGGGUUCACUAAAAAACAUGCAGAAUCGAUCUCGAGGAAAGUCAGCUUCGAUGGCAAAGGAAAGAAUCCUGAUUCCGUUCUGAAUCUCUUUAAAGCUCAUGGCUUCACAGAUUCUCAGAUAUCCACCAUCGUUACUGCUUAUCCAGAGUUGCUUUUACUUGACGCUGAGAAGUCUCUUGGUCCCAAGCUUCGGUUUCUUCACUCCAGAGGAGCUUCAAGCUAUGAGCUCGCUGAGAUCAUUUCCAGAGUUCCAAAGAUAUUGGGAAAGAAAGGGGACAAAACUCUCAGCUUAUACUAUGAUUUCGUCAAAGAUGUUAUUGAAGCUGAUAAAAGCUCAGAGUUUGAAAUCGAAAAGUCUCGUCAUUCUUGGCCAGAGGGUAACAACAAUAAGCAGUCGAACAAAUUUCGAAAUGUAUUGGUUUUGAGAGGAUUAGGCAUGCCUCAGAAGCUUUUGUUCCCUUUGCUCAUCUCGGAUUACCAACCUGUCUAUGGCAAAGAAAAAUUUGAAUCAUCACUCAAGAAAGUGGUCGACAAGGGCUUUGAUCCGACCACCUCAAGGUUUGUCCAAGCGCUACACGUUGUUUACCAAACAAGCGACGAAACUAUCGAAGCGAAAGUUGAUGUCUUUAAAAGUUUAGGCUUCUCCGUGGGAGAUGUAUGGGAGAUUUUCAAGAAAUGGCCUUUCUCUCUGAAGUUCUCGGAGAAGAAGAUAAAUCAGACGUUUGAAACACUCAAGAGGUGCGGUCUGCUCGAGGAAGAGGUCCUCUCAGUGUUGAAGAAGUUUCCGCAACUCAUUCGCCUUUCAGAGCAGAACAUAGCUAACUCCGUUGAAACAUUUGUAGGUCUAGGAUUCAGCAGAGAUGAGGUCACAUUGAUGAUCAAGCGUUUUCCUCAGUGUCUUAAUUUAUCUGCAGAGACGGUUAAGAAGAAGACUGAGUUUCUUGUGAAGAAGAUGAGUUUGCCACUAAAGGCUGUGGUUUCAAACCCUCAGGUUCUUGGAUACAACAUGGAGAAGAGGACUGUCCCAAGGUGUAACGUAAUCAAAACUCUCAUGGCAAAAGGAUUGAUCGGAAGUGAACUCCCUUCAAUGUCAUUUGUGUUGGCGAUUAACGAUCAAGCUUUCUUGAACAAGUAUGUGAGGAAGCUCGAUAACAAGAAGCUUGUUGCUGAGUUGAUGGCUAUCUUCACCAGAGUUUGUAAGGCACACCUAGAAGACUGAGCAACGUUAAUGAUUUUUAUUUUUGUUUUUUGUGAGUUUAAGCAUCAUCGUUGUUGAUUUGUGAACUUACA
Messenger RNA from Eutrema salsugineum, 1695 nucleotides. Its product is annotated as transcription termination factor 1, mitochondrial. The record is from RefSeq and is a predicted model, not a curated record. Bases 257 to 1624 code for a protein of 455 amino acids. The transcript has a single exon. Gene Ontology annotation, biological process: regulation of DNA-templated transcription; chloroplast organization. Gene Ontology annotation, cellular component: chloroplast. Gene Ontology annotation, molecular function: double-stranded DNA binding. Lineage: Eukaryota; Viridiplantae; Streptophyta; Magnoliopsida; Brassicales; Brassicaceae.